GUGGCUCCACUUGUACGAUCGACGACGUUUAGGAGUGUUCCUUCUUUCCAUUUCUACAGGGGCAACCCUGAAGGCACUCUGUAGAACAUGGAGCACCAUACUCGUUGAAGAAUGCUGCAUUUGUUUCCAAAGUUCUCCAAGGGUUUGACCCAACAUUUCACUGCAGUGUCAACUCUGGCAGUCUGACUUUUGAGUUGAGGGACAUACCGAGAUGGGAACUAUCCACCGCAGUGGAGUUCUGAAGAAAUCAAAUGACAGUGCCAGACUUAUUAUCACAACAAUUCUGGGAGUAGUCUUUGGAUUUUUUGUUGGUAUUUCAUUCCCAUCUGUUUCAGUUACUAAGCUUAACUUCCAUGCGGCCAUUGUUAAUGAUAGAAGCAAAUCAUCUGAAUCUCACAGACCAAAUGAUAUUCCAAAGAUAUAUGUUCCAGAGAAUCCUCGUGGUGCAGAGUCAUUGCCUCCUGGGAUUGUUGUGUCUGAGUCAGAUUUCUAUUUGCGAAGAUUAUGGGGAGAGCCCAAGGAGGACCUGAAAAGUAAGCCAAAGUACUUGGUUACAUUCACGGUUGGGUUUGAACAGAGGAAUAACAUUGAUGCAGCUGUUAAAAAGUUUUCUGAAGACUUCACAAUUUUGCUUUUUCACUAUGAUGGUCGGACAAGUGAAUGGGAUCAAUUUGAGUGGUCACGGCGUGCGAUUCAUGUGAGCGCAAAGAGGCAAACAAAAUGGUGGUAUGCAAAGCGAUUUUUGCAUCCAGAUGUUGUGGCAGCUUAUGAUUACAUUUUUAUCUGGGAUGAAGAUCUUGGUGUUCAGCACUUCAAUGCAGAGAAGUACCUUAAUUUGGUAAAGAAACAUGGCUUGGAGAUCUCUCAACCUGGACUUGAGCCCAAUAAUGGACUUACUUGGCAGAUGACUAAGAGGAGAGGUGACAGUGAAGUUCACAAGGAAACCUUAGAGAAACCAGGCUGGUGUAGUGACCCACAUCUUCCUCCAUGUGCAGCGUUUGUGGAAAUUAUGGCCCCUGUAUUUUCACGGCAAGCUUGGCGUUGCGUGUGGCAUAUGAUUCAGAAUGAUCUGGUACAUGGAUGGGGACUGGACUUUGCAUUAAGAAGAUGUGUGGAGCAGCCUGCACAUGAGAAGAUUGGUGUGGUUGAUUCACAAUGGAUUGUUCAUCAAGUGAUACCUUCCUUAGGGAGCCAGGGCCAGGCUGACGCAGGGAAAGCACCAUGGGAAGGGGUAAGAGAGAGGUGCAGAAAAGAGUGGGCGUUGUUUCAAAAUCGCCUUGCUAAUGCAGAUAAAGAAUACCUUGCACAGAUUCGGACAUGAUAAUUACCAGCGUCCUUUGUUCUGUACUUUUUCUCAUCUCUCACCCCUUGUUUAAUGCCUUCUGUAAUAUCUUCUCUUCCUUUAAAGGGUGUUAGUUUUUUAUUCUUUAAGUGAAGUUUUCUUCCUUAGUGUAGCUAGCCUUUUCCUUAGUUGAGAUACAUAAUUACUUGAAGGAAGAAAAUUCACUGUGUCCAUAAAACAAUACCUUAACAAUAGUUCUACAUACCUUUGUUUA
Messenger RNA from Telopea speciosissima, 1556 nucleotides. RefSeq lists its product as uncharacterized. The record is from RefSeq and is a predicted model, not a curated record. Lineage: Eukaryota; Viridiplantae; Streptophyta; Magnoliopsida; Proteales; Proteaceae. Bases 212 to 1321 code for a protein of 369 amino acids. The transcript has 15 exons.